This is a messenger RNA of Moneuplotes crassus, 536 nucleotides long. The record is from the annotation of a GenBank genome assembly. NCBI's taxonomy places the organism in Eukaryota, Ciliophora, Spirotrichea, Euplotida, Euplotidae.
CUAUGUUUAGCCACAAAUGGUCUUCUUAUUCCUCCCCAUUGAUUGUUUGGAGUCUGAUGGUUUUCAAGAUCAUAUAGCUGGAGGCAAUACUCCAUCUACGGCAGAUAACUCAAAACACAUGAGUUUGAUGGCUGCAACACAUUUUCAGAUUGCCUAUAAUAAGGUUUUUCAUCUAAAUCAGGUUUGAUAAAGAUCAGUUAGCUUCUUAUAUUUAUGUGGGUUUCACUCGAUUGUUAUUGAAGAUUCUGCAUGGAUGAUUCAAAAGCACAAAAUGUAUAUUUAAAAAUCCCAAACUGAAAAGCCCCAGUUAGUUUAUGCUGGCUAACAAAAUUAUCAAAAACUAUUACUAAAUUUAUGCUUAAAUUUUCCUUGAAGUUAUCAGAGAAUAAGUCCCAGUGGAAAUUUAUAGUAAACUAAAAGUGGAAUCAAAUCUCUCUUUCUCACUCUUUUAUACCGAACAAAGGUAGCUACUUGAUCCCUUCAUGUAUAUAUUUACAGAAAUAAGCUUCCAACAUUUCUAAAAUAAUGUGCUUUCC